AUGUACGAAAAAUUCUGCGACGAGUUUAUGGGUCACAAGAAUUAUGUCAAUCGAUACGACAAAAAAUUUUAUUUAAUUUAUAAAUUGGUCGAGUCUUGUGAGUCCUGUUCGGCCAUCAGAACAAUGAGUCCGUUGUCUGCGUCCAAAAGAAUGAUUCUUUGCGUCAUCAAAGCAUUUACAGACACAGGCCUUAGCUUUGAUACUACCGGUGCAAACAGGGGUUCCCUUAAUUACAUCAUUUUCCCCAUUCAUAUACGCCUCGCUCUGAGACUUCUUGUCCAUAUACUUAAUAACAGUAAUAAUUAA
Messenger RNA from Medioppia subpectinata, 306 nucleotides. NCBI's taxonomy places the organism in Eukaryota, Metazoa, Arthropoda, Arachnida, Sarcoptiformes, Oppiidae. The record is from the annotation of a GenBank genome assembly.